This is a messenger RNA of Lates calcarifer (barramundi perch), 6416 nucleotides long. It is a transcript of the gene cpeb2, whose product is annotated as cytoplasmic polyadenylation element binding protein 2. The record is from RefSeq and is a predicted model, not a curated record. Gene Ontology annotation, molecular function: translation factor activity, RNA binding; ribosome binding; mRNA regulatory element binding translation repressor activity. The coding region runs from base 546 to 2840 and encodes 764 amino acids. Gene Ontology annotation, cellular component: nucleus; synapse; neuron projection. Gene Ontology annotation, biological process: negative regulation of cytoplasmic translation. The transcript has 11 exons. NCBI's taxonomy places the organism in Eukaryota, Metazoa, Chordata, Actinopteri, Centropomidae.
AAACAAUGCGGUCCUCUCUGCAGCUCGAGCCCGAGGCUCGAGGCGGGCGCACCGAGGCGUGAUGCGGUCGUGACGUAGAUUCAGUCGGGGAUCUUUAAUCCUCUGCCGCAGCAGCACAGCCGGUAACCAGAGGAGGGGGUAGCACGGUCGGACAGGAAUGGACCGCACAGGCUAGGCUAGCCUACUACAAGGCCGAAAUAGCUCGGUCUUUAGAUAGAUGAUAAUAUCACCGAGUAAAACAGAGGUUACGACUAGAACGAGUCGACUAUUUGCAUAGGCCAGACCCCCUCCUCCCUGUCUCUGCCUUUAGCCUACAGCCUAUUUACAGACAUUUUUCUAUUAAAAAGACCUCAUUUGGUUAAAAUAUAUUUUCAGACGCAUUUAUUUGCUUCAUUUAAAAGCCGAAGUUGGUUUCUUUUAGCCGACAGACGAACACUACGACUCGUCCUGCCGGUUUCCUGCGGCCAGUUUUGCUCCCCGGUUCGCCCUUCAACAACGUCGCCGCGUCCUCGCUGUUCCUGUCAGCUGCUGCGCAUCAGCAAAACAUGCAGGAUGAGCCUGUGGGGGUGACAACCACGCAAUUACCCCCGUCAACCGAGGAAAAGGACAGCAACAGCAGAACGGUCAGUAAAUCUGGGAAACAGCCGAACCAAACAGACGACAGCGACAGCCAGCUGAGCUCAUUCACACCGGAUUAUAACCAUCUAAACCAGCAGAUAGCUUUCCACGAUUUCGAUCGAGAUCACUUCUGCCCGACUCAAUCUAUCUGUGACCUUCAGCACAGCCGAAAAAUACAUCAGCAGUUAAGUCAGCACACUGAGUUUAGCCCCACAGAGUCGUCCCCACCCCCGGGACAUUUCUGUCACCUGCCGCAGAGGCAGCCCUUCUCCAAGCCCGAGCCCGGCGCCGCUGACCCCUGCGGCUCUCCAGUAGAAGAGGCUGAAGCCGAUGCUGCGUCGCCAUCGCCCACUUCCGUAAAUCCAAACAAGAUCCAAAUGGACUCCCCCAUCACCCACCAUAUAAAUAACGGCAAUGGCAGCAGCAGCACCGGCAACAUGUUGUCCGGAGGUCUCGGCGCCGCUUUCCCGAACCUCCCCGCCCAGGAGAUGCAGAGCGCCAGCGGGGGCUCGUCUUCACCCUCCCUCCCCGGGUUCGGCACCCCUUGGUCCGUUCAGACCAGCUCCUCGCCCCCACCCGCACCCAACUCCAUCAACCCCAUCCACGCGAACGCCAUUAACCAGAUGCCCAGCACAGACUCUGACAACAGCUUCUACCCAGGUAUCCCCUCCUCCAUCAACCCGGCCUUCUUCCAGAGUUUUUCGCCGGUGUCGGCUAAUCCGUGCGCCGGGAUUAACGUGCAGGGCUUCAGCGGUCCUUUCUCGCCCCAGAUAAACGUCCCUCAGCAGCCGCAGAGCCGCAGGUCCCCGGUCAGUCCCCAGAUGCAUCCCCAGCAGGGCGCCUUCCUACAGCAGAGGAACAACUACAACCAACAUCAGCCUCUGGUGAAGCAGUCUCCCUGGGGCAGCCACCAGGGGAACGGCUGGGGCUCCACAGGGAUGUCCUGGGGCCGGGACCACCGCAGAGGCAGCGGCAUGGGCGUACCUGGUUCGGUCAGUCACGUCUCACCCCUGAAGAAGCCCUUCUCGAGCAACGUCAUUGCUCCUCCCAAGUUCCCACGUUCUGGGGGAUCACUGGGGCCUAAGUCCUGGAUAGAGGAAAACAUGUUUCGCACAGACAGCAACAGCAACACCUUGUUGCCCCUGCAGGACCGCUCCAGAAUGUACGACAGUCUGAACAUGCACUCCCUGGAGAGCUCUCUGAUUGACAUCAUGCGAGCUGAGCAGGAUCCAAUGAAAGGCCGUGUGGGAUGCCCUAACCCCGGGGCUGACGGCCUACUCAUGUUCAAUGCCAGGAGCUAUGGGAGACGCCGAGGCCGCUCCUCCCUUUUCCCUAUUGAUGACAAUCUCCUCGACGAUGGCCAUGGCAACCAGGGUGUCCCAGGAGUCCUUGGCUCCCCCAGCUGUUACCCCCACCAGAACGGGGAGCGCAUUGAGCGUUUCUCCCGUAAGGUGUUUGUCGGAGGUUUGCCCCCUGACAUUGAUGAAGAUGAAAUAACCUCAAGCUUCCGCCGCUUUGGUCACCUGGUGGUGGACUGGCCUCACAAAGCAGAGAGCAAAUCCUACUUUCCACCGAAAGGAUAUGCAUUCCUGCUGUUCCAGGAGGAGAGCUCAGUGCAGGCUCUGAUUGAAGCCUGCAUGGAGGAGGAUGGGAAGCUCUACCUGUGCGUCUCCAGUCCCACCAUUAAGGACAAACCUGUGCAAAUUCGACCUUGGAACCUGAGCGACAGUGAUUUUGUGAUGGAUGGAUCUCAGCCCCUCGAUCCCCGCAAGACCAUCUUUGUGGGAGGUGUCCCUCGUCCUCUGAGAGCAAUUGAGCUGGCCAUGAUUAUGGAUCGUCUCUACGGUGGAGUCUGUUAUGCAGGAAUUGACACUGAUCCGGAGCUCAAAUACCCUAAGGGUGCGGGGCGAGUGGCCUUCUCCAAUCAGCAGAGUUACAUCGCUGCUAUUAGUGCAAGAUUCGUCCAACUGCAGCAUGGCGACAUUGACAAGCGGGUGGAGGUGAAGCCCUACGUCCUGGAUGAUCAGCUGUGUGAUGAGUGUCAGGGUGCACGCUGUGGAGGGAAAUUCGCUCCCUUCUUCUGUGCUAAUGUCACCUGUCUGCAGUACUACUGUGAGUUCUGCUGGGCCAAUAUCCACUCCCGCGCCGGACGAGAGUUUCACAAGCCCCUGGUCAAGGAGGGAGCCGACCGCCCCCGCCAGAUUCACUUCCGCUGGAACUAGAGAUGCGACCGCAGCCAUGGUGACACAGUCAGAGGGAAGGGAAAUGAAACACUGGCUAACAGGAAAAAGAGCAUCGCUCUGCCUCUCCUGCUCUCCUAAGCUAUCAGUAUAAUCGAGUACGUAACACUAUACAGUAUAUACUAUAUAUAUAUAUCUAUAUAUCUUUUGUAGCAGCCAAACACCACAAGCCUCAGUUUUUCACCAAAACCCCCCUCACAUCUCAGGCUCUGACAACUCUACAACUCUUUUGUGGUACUUUCAUCUUUUCUAAGAGGAGAUUUAAAAAGAGAUUGAUUUUUGUAGGUUUUUUUAUCAUUAUUAUUUUUGUAUGUGAGAUUUAAAGUAGAUACGGGAAUGUUUUUGCAUGGGGGCAGCUUGUCUGUCUGUCUGUCUGCUGCUAGCCACCCCACAGUGCGUGUAGUGCACACUUCUUUCUGGGAAAACCUCGAUUCUCUAACGUUGACGCCUGCCCCAGGUCAUUAACCAAAGGUAGCAAAAUGAUAGGAAGCUUAAAAUUGACACAUUUCUGCCGCAAAACAAACGGUUGUUUUUUAACGUUGCCAUGGGCUCUUUCUUCUUGUUAGAGAGUUUAUUAAAAAACAAAAAAGAUUUCUGUGCUCAUACUGACCCAUAGAGUGAUACCUCAAAACACAAAAAUCUGGUUUCUUUGACUGUAUUCAACAUUUAUACUUAACAAGCUAUUUAGAAGCUUUGCUGCUAUAUAUACAUAUAUAUGAAUAGAUGUGUAGGUAUUAUAUUUAAUGCCAUUUAUAAACCAGGAUCAUGUAAAAUGAAAUGCAGUAUGCACUCAACCACUAAUGGCCCCCAUUGCCAGGGAAAGAGUUAAAGUGCAUGUUAUGACAAUAGGCUUAGUUUCACAACUAGCAUGCAGGAUAGAUGUGAGGAAAAAAAACACAGAGAAAAAAAAACAAAAAACAAACCACUGAAAUCAUAAUUAAAGGCGAGACAUAAAAUUCUAUAGUCAGUAGCAUGACCAUCUAUUACAGAUGCCUACGAGGGAAAAAAUUCAGACAAAGCUAAAUAACUAAAAAAAACAUAUUUAAACUUGCAUGCAUUGAUGUUUAUCUGUUGUUUGAUCCGUUUACAUACUUAACUACAAAAAGUGAUAUUGGUUCUACUGUAGACUUAGUGGACGCCAUCAUUUUGUGCCGUGGUGGCUUGUAUGGCAAAAAAAAAAAAAAAAAAAACCUGUCGAGAAGCAGAGUGGUGUUCAGUGGUUUGUGUUUGUGUGUCGUCCCUGUGCUGUGUGACUGUGUUGUUAGUGUAGACUGAGGCUCUAGUUUAGUUUCCAACAAACAACAUAAAGGAGAAUUAAAACAUCACAAUGACUCUGCCUUCACCCUUCCUAUCCUGUAUCUUUGUAUGGUUCCAAAGGUUAAUCUGAUAUGGCAUUGUUCAAGGCAAACCAAAUGCAAAGCAAAAGACUUGGUCAGCUUGGAGGAUUUAACUGGGAGAAGUGGGCCUAAGCUGAAGGUCUUUAGAACAUGUUCACUUCACUGAAAACCACUUAUUUUGUAAUGGCUAGUUGAACCAGUCAUGCUCUAUGGCUGCAGUUCCAUCAAACUCCAGGCCCAGUUACUGCAAGAUGAAGUAUCUACCACAUCUCCUGACCAGGCUUUUACAAUGAGGAUGAUGACACUUGGUCUCUUGGCGUGCUAAAGAUGAAACUCUCUUCUCUGUGUUUGUAUUGUUUGUCUGUUUUGAUUUUACCUUCGUGACCCGUGAAACACUCUUAAAAACUCUUUAGGGACAAUCUUUCUGUGAGGACGGUGGCCCGGCCGUCUGUUCGGUACUGUACAAGUGUGUUGCUCUCGUGUGUCGUCGUGGUUUUUUUUUUGUGUGUGUUCCAUGCCCUGGUGUGUGCUCCUCAGUAUCGGUGUUCAGGCAUCAAGUGUGUACUGUUACAAACCUUUAUGAAACUGAUUACUUAUAGUUGAGUCAUAUAAAUUAAUUUGUGUCAACUACUUACCCAUCACUGGCCCUUCAGUAUGUUUUUUAUAAUAUAUAUUAUGCACUACUUUUCUAUAUAUCCCCCCUGAUUUUUCUUCUUAUUCACCCCCUGAAGUGAUUUCAGUGCAGAUGUGGAUUCUCUGAAAACUCCACCUAUUUAUAAUUCUACAGAUGAUUUAUUAAAUUUUUAUUUUUUCAUAAUUACUUAUUUAAAAUGUAGCGUGAAGCAGUGGUCUUAAGUUAUCUAUGUUCUGUAUGAGUAGAGCAGGAAUCCAAUAUUUUCUAAUAUAUUAAACUAAUGUAGUCUGGAUGUUGUGAGGAGCAGGAGUCAGGAUGGCAUCGCAGGCCGUGACGCGAUGGAGAUGAGAGUCAAAGAACGAGUGAGCUCCCAUCGUCCCCCGUGGCUUUAGUUCUCAUGGUGUCCAAUGCGAACAUGUUUGAAUAUUGUCACCUGUAACACUUGACUCGUGCUGUUCUUGUGAGGUUCUAUUUUCUAUGUUGAACACUGUUACUUCGUUCUGUAUGUGUCUUUGUUUUUGUAAAAAUCAUAUUUAUUUCACUAUUUUUGUAGACAAAAAAACCUAUUUGAUUUUGAUUGUAUUUUUCUAUUUAAAUAGGACUAUUAUACAAUUUAUUUCCCCCCAGUGCUAAUUAUGUCCAAAAGUUCUGUUUAAAGACAAAGAAUCAUGUCAUUAGUAACAACAUCAAAGGUUUUGAUAUACAGUUGAUUCUUAUUUUGAUACACAUGACACAUUUAAUUUGAAGGAAGGAAACAUGAAGGUUUUAUUAUAUUCUUGGAAGACACUUGAGAUUCUCCCCUGUUGCAUCGAGGCCCCAGCUGCCUGUCCUCGUAGAUGCUCUGAAACUUGAAUAUAACACAUUUUGAAAGGCUGACUAACCUCGAAUCUGUGUUGUGAUGUGCAAUACUGUUUCUAAUGUUUGUAUAAAAGUUAAGAACUACAGUGUAAACCUUUUUAAUGCAGAUUUAUUUUUUUCAUUGCAUAUUUUGCAGAUUUCUGAUCCACAGUGUCAUUUUUUACUGUCAGAAAAAAAGAAACCCCGUUUUUUCAUUGCAACUAUUUUUAAAUCCAGAUAUCUUUGUACUGAUGUAAAUGAUUGUAGUUAUUUUGGAUAGUGUUUUGCUAACAAAAGGAGAGACUUUUUCAUGCAUAUUUCUAUUUCAUUUCAUCUUGUUUUAUCCCACGUUUUUAUUUCAUUUAAUAAUAGCAGAAUUCUUGGAAUAAUUUUUCAUAUUUAAAUGUCAUUGGUAUUAUUUUGUAUUUUUAUGUGGAAAUACACUAUAUAUAAUUUUAAGAUGCUAAUUGCUAAGAUAUUAUUUUGAGUUUAAUUAUUUUUAAAGCUAAAUAUUUGUAAUUUUAUUGUUAAAUUGACUAAUUUCUAAAUCAGAGUUUGUGUAUAGAUUCACAAAAAAGUGGUUUAUGAGGUGUUUGGAUUGUAAUUAUUACUGAAUGGUUCUUUGAUAUGCAAAAUGAAUAUCAUGUUUAUUUUUAUUUUUGUUGGUUUUGUAUUUAAAUGGGGUGUUGAUUACAAUCUUUGUUUUUUUCUUUCACUUCCUGAAUAAAGACCCAUUCUGUUUGGACACAA